AUGGGUGGAGAUCCGGAACACAUUGCUGUGCUAUUGGCCAAUCAGAGCUCGCCAAAUAACAAUGUUAGAACCGAAGCUGAAUUGAUUUUCAAUUAUCAAAUAUCCCAAGAUCCCACAACCGUAUCAUUGAUCUUGAUGCAAAUUGCAGAAGACGCGUUGGCACCCAUAGACAUCCGUCAAGCGUCUUUGCUUCAAUUGAAGCGAGUGAUUCCCAAGUAUUGGUCUAUGGGGUUCCCAGCAUUCAUUGGUCCUCCAGUAUCUCAAGAGGUCAAGAGUGCUAUCAGAUCCAAGCUUUUACAAUUGGUAACAACCACUCCAAAUACAAAACUCCGUACUGGAUGUUCUUAUGCCAUUGUGCAAAUUGCUGCUAGUGAUUACCCCGAUGAAUGGCCUGAAUUGCUUACUUUCUUGUAUAAUCUGACUCUUGAUGUCACAAAUGAAACCGCUUUCUUAGGUGGGUUCUUGGUCCUUAAUGAAUUAUUUGACGAUUUAAUCACCAGUGAGCAGUUCUGGAACCAAUCUGUGGGGUCUCAGCUUACAGACCACAUUUGCAAGAUUGUUUCAACCCCGGAAGCCAGUGUGAAAGUGAAAAUUAGUUGUGUGGUUCUUUACGGGAACAUAUUGAGCCAUUUAAGAGCUCCAGAAUCAUUUGAAACAGCUGAAAGGAAGACCUUUGCCAUAGAGAACGUUACCACAAUGACCAGUUUUUUUGCUAAGCUUUUGGAGGACUCUAUAGAGUCCAAUAAUGAUCAGAUUGGCCAAAUUUCAUUACGAAGCCAUAUUUAUAACGUUCUUGUGGUAUUCUUUUCCGAUUUUAAUAAACGAAUAUCAAAGGAUAUGACAGCCUAUAUUUUCUCCUUUGUGGUCCAAGAUUAUAUUAAGAUGUCUGAUGUGUAUGUAAGAGUUGUGGUGACUGAGGAGUCGACAUUACAAAUAGAAGACAAUAUUGGUAAUGAGCCCGUUCAAAUAUUAGUACAGUUAUUUGUGGAGAUGCUCCAAUUGAUUAAUUCUAUCCAACAUCAAGUAUCGUUAGCAUCUUUGAAUGAAACAGGUAAAGGGUUUUUUGGCGCAUUGAUUGAUUCAGCUAAGCUUUCGAAAGCAAGAGUUGAAGAAUACGAGGCGAACUUCAACGAAUUCAUAACAGAUUCAAGUUCAUUGAUUUUGGGCCAGUCUGUGAGGGAAUCCACUUCUGAUCUUUUACAAGAUUUGAACGAACUUGAUGCAGCUCAAUUAUUUCUUUUUGUUUUCCAAUUAUUGGGAGAUAAACCACUACAACAAGAUGUUUCGUUAACAGAAGCUCUUUUAUUUAUUUUGGAAUCACUUUUCCAAAAUGCUGAUGCCAAACUACUGGGUAAUAAUUUGGGAGUUGCUGAAAUACUUUCUCGGUUAAACUCAAUGGUUGAUCCAAAUAAUGCACUUGUUGUAGCUAGGGUUUUCGUUCUAUUACCGAGGUUUUUUGAAAAGUUUGAAAACAUUAUUUCAGUUGAUACCUUUGGAGCUAAAGCCCUAGCAGAUUUAGUGAGCUUUGCUUCGAACUCUAAUUGCGAAUUGGUAAAAGCUGCAGCCAUUUUAAGUGUUUCUUUAUUCAAGCAAUUAAUUAAAGUGCAAAUUGAACCUUCUAAGAGAGAAACAGUUGUUCUUGAUAUUUUCAAGCUUGCCUAUUCAAUUCUUGAAGAUAGCGAAGAAGAUGGCUUGCCUGCUCUUUUGGAAGCUAUUUCUGUAGGGAUUGAAUCGGAUUACGCCUUUGCUUCCAAAGUCCAAAUUGAAGGUGUAGGAAUCAUUGAUUUGAUCUUGAAAAUUGCCUUUAAAGAUAGUGCUAAUGUCCAACUUGUUACUGAUUCUUCUGAAUGCUUGCAACAAUUCUUGUCGAGUAUUUCCAACGAAGAUUACUUGACAGUAUGUGAAAAGUCCUUGCCAUCUCUCCUUCAAGUAAUUAAGAACCAUGCUACUGGAACCUAUUCUCCGGAUUUAGACUUAACUCUUGAAUUGCUUGGUGUCAUUAUCCAAAGUUGUCCUAUCACCCCAUUCCCACUGAAUAUUUUUGAGUAUGCAUUCCCCACGGUAAAGCACUUGCUUCUUAUUUCCGAUGACAACCAAAUUCUUCAGAGUGGAGGAGAAGUGUUUAGCAAUUUAAUUACCAAGGCAUCUCAAUCUUUCCUUGCAUACAAAGAUCCAGAAACUGGCAAAUCUGGUGUCGAUUUGAUUUUAGAAAUUGUAUCUAAAUUCUUGUCACCUGUCUUAAGUGACAGUGCAGCCAUGAACACUGGGCUCAUAGUUCAUUCAUUAAUUCAACAAUUCGAAUCAUAUUUGAGCACUGAAUUCUUGGCACAAAUAUUAGAGGCCACUGUUAAACGGUUGGUCAUUGCUAAAGAGGUUGUAACUGUUGAAAAUCUUAUUCAAGUGUUUUGCUAUUUGGUUCUCAAGGCUCCACAAGAUAUGAUUAAUUUCUUGACCACAAAUAUUAAACUAAUUGAUCCAACUGUUACCCCACAAGUCGAACGUACUGGCCUAGAAAUCAUUUUACCCAUUUGGUUUGAUUCCUUUGAAGUUACCAGAGGCUAUGAGAAGAUAAAACAGAACGCAUUGGCUCUUGCUAAAAUUUAUUCACUUGGUGACUCAAAAGUAGAGUCACUCAUUGUUAAUGGUGAUAUUAUUCCUUAUGAUGGUGAUUUGAUUAUCACCAGAUCCAUGGCUCAGAAUAUGCCUGACCGAUACACACGUAUAUCUGCCUCUUUGAAGAUAUUGAAGGUGCUUGCUGGGGAGCUUAUUUUCCAGAACCAACAGCCAGAUGCCAACGACUACUUACCGGAGAAUGUUGAACAGGACGAUGGAGAUGACGAUUGGGAAGACAUGCAAGAUAUGGGAGUUCCUACUUAUGACAAAUUGAAGUCGUAUGUUGAUUCUGAUGAUGAAGGUUCUGACUAUGACGAACAAAACGGUGAUCAAGGACUUAAAGACUUACUUUCACAAUUUUUCAAAGAGUGUAUGAGCAAAAACUUGGGUCAUUUUGAUAAAUUCUAUAAAGACAUGAGUGAUGAUGAGAAGAAGAUGAUUACUGAAAGUGUUGUGUUUUGA
Molecule: messenger RNA, 3075 nt
Organism: Lizanozyma spartinae
Lineage: Eukaryota; Fungi; Ascomycota; Pichiomycetes; Serinales; Debaryomycetaceae
Exons: 1
Coding region: 1-3075 (1024 amino acids)
Biological process (GO): protein import into nucleus
Cellular component (GO): nuclear envelope; cytosol
Molecular function (GO): small GTPase binding
Source: RefSeq, a predicted model, not a curated record